Molecule: messenger RNA, 1355 nt
Organism: Amoebophrya sp. A25
Lineage: Eukaryota; Dinophyceae; Syndiniales; Amoebophryaceae
Source: the annotation of a GenBank genome assembly
UGAAGAUCAAGAUUAAGUACCUCUAAUGAUCAUUUUCAGAUAUCCUUCACAGUUCACCAUUGUGAAUAAAAAAAGCGAAAAGAUCACACGGUCAUCGUUACUCCAAGAUGACGCAAGGAAGAUCCACCGUCUCUGCUAUAUCAUCAUUAGAUCCCAAACACAACAAGCGAUGAGACCGUUCUUUUUCAAUCCACACCUUUAAAUUUGAGCAUAGUGAACAAUUGCACGAUGAAAGAUCCAUGAGCGGUGCUGUUAUAUCCUGUCAUAACUGACCUUCACAAUCACAUCGGCCUCACUUUUGCCAUGACCAGGAGUAGAACGGCGUUUUUAUUCUGUUGGUAAAAAAGGUAUACAGGAGCGUGGAGUAAAGCAUUAUAAAGGUUAGAAAGAGAUCGCCAUCAAAUCAAUCAUCGUGUUAUCAUCGUUAGUAACAAUUAUCGAAUUAUCAAAAUCGAAUAAGGGAAAAUGUUGUUGCGCUAUUACCUCGAUUUGAAGGGAAAUCGGGUCUACACGACCGAUAACAAGGCGCCGGAUGGAAGCCCGACUUACAGCGCACACCCGGGACGCUUUUCGCCGGAUGACAAGUAAUUUUUUAUGGUUGAUGUGCUUAUUUCAUGCUAGGUUAAGGUUUACCACGUUCUUGUUGCGGAGAUCUUAUUUGUUUUUGAUCUCAAUGAAGUCUAUAUAAUUCACGAACGUCAUUAAUUGAUGCAAAAAUACGAAAAAAAAUUCAGGUUUUCCGCCCAGCGGAUUGCGUGUAAGAAGCGUUUCGGCAUCCUGAAAACGCAGACUCCGGCUGAGGCGAUGUAGAAGCGUGUAUGAAUGUAGGCUAGAACAAGCGUGAGGAGGACGCACUGCAAAACCAUGCAUGUCGAAGAGAAGCAUCGCAAAUGCUUUUAUUUAGAGGAGGAGUUUUCUACGGAAGGAAAAAUGAAAACGAAGUAAAGACAGGGAGUUAUGACGAGAUGUACUAAAGACAAUGUUUUUUUACGGUCAUACAUCAUCAUCUCUUUUUUGGGAAUGAAUUUUAUCCACUGGUGAGAUCCAUCGUGCUUGCACGAGUGAUUUUCGCAAAAGCGGGGUUUAUGCGCAACAACCCGGCCAAUCAACGUAAAACACGCAACAAGGAACUGUUUUUCGCAAAUAAGGGAAGGCGAUUUGAAAUACGGAGAGCUCUUGCCCUGGGAAUCCAGAGCAAGGGCAUGCACAUAGUUCUGCACCAACGAAAUUGUUUGGUUGUCGGUGGUUGUUCUGAAGAUAAUGAUUUUCGGCGUGCAUCAUGAAACAAAUUUUCCUGCAGUAGGCAGGGGAACAAACAACGCUUGCUGAGAGCGGAAGGAGUAGCAAUCCCCAGG